Messenger RNA from Fukomys damarensis (Damara mole-rat), 518 nucleotides. It is a transcript of the gene Ddt, whose product is annotated as D-dopachrome tautomerase. NCBI's taxonomy places the organism in Eukaryota, Metazoa, Chordata, Mammalia, Rodentia, Bathyergidae. The coding region runs from base 106 to 462 and encodes 118 amino acids. Gene Ontology annotation, molecular function: phenylpyruvate tautomerase activity. The transcript is spliced from 3 exons. The record is from RefSeq and is a predicted model, not a curated record.
CCCCGCCCAGGCGCCCAUUCCGCCAUUCUUGGCUGUGCUGGCCCGACCGUGAGUCCUUUCUCCGCUGAGGCUGCUUCCGCCUUCCGGUUGAACGUCCUGCUGAACAUGCCUUUCAUUGAGCUGGACACAAGCCUGCCCGCCAGCCGCUUGCCCGCUGGGCUGGAGAAGCGGCUGUGCGAGGUCGCCGCCACCAUCCUGGGCAAACCAGUGGACCGCAUAAACGUCACUGUGCGGCCUGGCCUGACCAUGGUGCUGAGCGGAUCCACAGAGCCCUGCGCCCAGCUGCUCGUCUCUUCCAUCGGUGUGGUGGACACUGCGGAGAAUAAUCGCGUACACAGCGCCAGCUUCUUCGAGUUCCUCACCAAGGAGCUGGCCUUGGGACAGGAUCGGAUAAUUAUCCGCUUUUUUCCCGUGGAGCCCUGGCAGAUUGGAAAGAAAGGCACUGUCUUAACGUUUUUAUGAUCAGCACGAAAGAUCCAGGGCAUCUGUCUGUGAGCUGGCUGCCUCUUCCCAAGAAC